Rhineura floridana is the source of this 6374-nucleotide messenger RNA. RefSeq names its product zinc finger protein 501-like. The coding region runs from base 111 to 2150 and encodes 679 amino acids. The record is from RefSeq and is a predicted model, not a curated record. Lineage: Eukaryota; Metazoa; Chordata; Lepidosauria; Squamata; Rhineuridae. The transcript has 6 exons. Gene Ontology annotation, cellular component: nucleus. Gene Ontology annotation, biological process: central nervous system development; regulation of transcription by RNA polymerase II. Gene Ontology annotation, molecular function: DNA-binding transcription activator activity, RNA polymerase II-specific; RNA polymerase II cis-regulatory region sequence-specific DNA binding.
AAGAGGCACGCCAGGAUUUGUUAGGACCCCAGAUUAGGACACCGUUGGGCAGACGAGGGAGGAUUCUCUUGGGCCCAAUUGGAGGCUUCCGUGGAGCACAGAAACCAAAGAUGGAAGACUCAGCUGGCCCUGCAGCAAGAAGAUGUCCGUAUAUCAUCCAGGCUGGGAUCCCUGGGGAAUUCUGGGAAAGAACAGUGCAGAAGAUCCUGUGUAUGGUGGAGACCCUCAGCUCAGAUGUGCAGCACCAGCACUUCAGGCAGUGCCGCUACCAGGAGGCCAAAGGGCCCAGAGAACUUUGCAGGCAACUCCACCAUCUCUGCCGGCAGUGGUUGAAGCCAGAGCAACGCACGAAGAAAGAGAUCUUGGACCUGGUGAUCCUGGAGCAGUUCUUGGCUGUCCUUCCACCGGAGAUGGAGAACUGGGUGAGGGAAUGUGGAGCAGAGACCACUUCCCAGGCAGUAGCCCUGGCCGAAGGUUUCUUCCUGAGCUGGGCAGAGGACAAGAAGCAGGCAGAGCAGCAGCUCACGGGUCUGUUUGCAGAAGUGGCCACUGAUUUCCUGGAGUCAGAGGUGGCUCUGUUGGAUGUAGCGGGGAGUCGCCUGCACAGAGGGACCAUUCAGGAGAGUGACAGACUUGCCACCUCACUCGAUGGUAAAAUGAGGCCGGCAAGACCUCCUCAGCCGUCUCUUCUUUGUGAUGGAGAAGAAGCAGCUGUUGUAAAUCUGGAUCAGGGUCUGGUGUCCUUUGAGGAUGUGGCUGUCUAUUUCACCGAGGAGGAGUGGGCUCUGCUAGAUCCCCACCAGAGGGCGCUGCACAGGGAAGUUAUGGAGGAGAAUUGUCAGAUAGUUGUCUCUCUCAGUCAUGAAUGGGAAGCCGAGAAUCAGGGAGACCUACAAGGGGUGUUCCCCGAAAGAGUCACAUGUAUUAAGGGGGAGCAGCAGACAAGGGGAACUGCAGAAGAAGGAUCCUGUACUUUUCAGGGCAAUGACUGCCAUCAAAUCCCAGUCCCAGAAAAACUGCAAAAAGGAAGAGAAACAAAUACAGGCUGUGUGCAUCAGAGAAGUUGCCAUUUUAAAUCAACAUUUAAAACUCAUUACAAAAUCCACACAGGAAAGAAACCAUACAAAUGCUUUGAGUGUGGAAAGAGCUUCACACAGAAGAUACAUCUAGCUACCCAUCAAAGAAUCCACACCGGGGAGAAACCAUUUAAAUGCUUGGAGUGUGGAAAGAGCUUUUAUAGAAGCACAGACUUCCAACGUCAUAGAAGAAUACACAGUGGGGAGAAACCAUAUAAAUGUUUGGAGUGUGGAAAGAGUUUCACACAGAAGACAAGUCUCACUUUGCAUCAAAGAAUUCACAGUGGGGAGAAACCAUUUAAAUGCUUGGAGUGUGGAAAGAGCUUCAGUAAUAAGUCAAAUCUCAAUUCUCAUCAAAGAAUUCACAGAGAAGAGAAACCAUUUAAAUGCUUGGACUGUGGAAAGAACUUCAUGAAGAAGACAACUCUUACUUCUCAUCAAAGAAUUCACACAGGAGUGAAACCAUAUAAAUGUUCAGAAUGUGGAAAGAGCUUCACUAAUAAGUCAUGUCUCACUUCUCAUCACAGAAUCCACACAGGGGAGAAACCAUAUAAAUGCUUGGAGUGUGGAAAGAGCUUUUCUCAAAGUUCUUCCCAUAUUACCCAUCAAAGGAUCCAUACAGGGGAGAAACCAUUUAAAUGCAUGGAGUGUGGAAAGAGCUUCAGUCGUAAGUCAUCUCUCACUUCUCAUCAAAGAAUUCACAGUGGGGAGAAACCAUUUAAAUGUCUGGAAUGUGGAAAGCACUUCAAUAGUAAGUCAUGUCUCACUUCUCAUCAAAGAAUCCACACAGGGGAGAAACCAUUUAAAUGCUUGGAGUGUGGAAAGAGCUUUUAUACAAGCACAGACUUCCAUCGUCACAAAAGAAUUCACAGUGGGGAGAAACCAUAUAAAUGUUUGGAGUGUGGAAAGAGCUUCAGACAGCAGAAUAGUCUCACAUGGCAUCAAAGAAUUCAUACAGGGGAGAAACCAUACAAAUGCUUGGAGUGUGAAAAGACCUUCAGGAAUAAGUCAAAUCUCAAUUCUCAUCAAAGAAGUCAUACAAGGGUGAAACCAUUUAACUGCAUGGAGUGUUGAAAGAGUUUCUGUCAGAAGACAUAUCUUACCUCAUCAAAGAAUUGACACGGGGGGAAAACAUACAAUUGCUUGGAGUAUUGAUGGAGCGUAAGAGAAAAUACACAUUUUGCUACUCAUCCAAAAUUCAUAAAGGGGACAAACCGCAUAAAUGAUUGGAGUUAAAAGUUAUAAAGAAAAGAAUUCACAUAGGAGAUAAACUGUAGGAGUCUGUAUGUGGAAUAUGAUUCUGUCACAGUUUAACUCCCAUUUCAAAUUGGACCUGGGCUGGUGAGGGAUGCGGCUUGGAUGAUGAAGACUGACUUGGCCGGAGAUCUGAGGGUCCUAUGAUGUGUAGGAAACAGACAUGCUUUGAAAAAAAUGAAACUUUGCUGAAAUAGUCUGUUUGUGUAGACCUGGGGUGGGGAAGCUCCAGUCCCCAAAUCAAUCUUGAUCCCCUGUGGCAGUGAUUCUCAAACAGUGCGCCACGGCGCACUGGUGCGCCGCAAGAGGUGGCUAGGUGUGCCUCGAAUAUUAUGAAAGUAUAUUUUAAAAAUGAGAAGAAACCUAUUUGUAUAGAGAUUUAUUACAUCCAUGAUCAAUUAAUUUAUUCAUAGUUUAAAAUAUAUUAAUAUAUUUUUAAUUUUGUACACGAAGUGCGCCAGAAAACUUGUAUAUGUUUUACAGUGCGCCGCGAACCAAAAAAGUUUGGGAACCACUGCCCUAUGGGAUCCAAAUUUGGGUUGCCAGCCUUUUUUUAACAACCCCCUUUUUUUCACCACCCUGGGCUCCUACUGGGAGGAAGGGCGGGAUAUAAAUCUAAUAAAGGAAAUUAAUAAAUAAUAAAUAAAACCAUGCUGACCUGCCAAUCAAGCGAUGUCACCUGACGUCACUUGUCAAUCAUCUGGUGUCUGGUGACGUCUUACCAGGGCUCCCUGGAGUCUUGAUUAUUGUUUUUGCAGGUAUUGAUUUGGCCUAAUUCCUCAGUCCACCCUCUGAAAGAGACUUUUUCCUCACUGUUAAAUAAGAAGCCAGAAUAUCUGCUGCUAGGGUGGUCCUUAAGGGCUCUCUGGCUGCUCCGGGAGCUCUGUGAUCACACUCGUUCCUCCUGCCUGCCUGCUACCCACCUCCAUGCACCAGUAGCAUCAGGGAAAUACGUGCUGGAAGUGGGGUUCAGUUUGAAGGCAGACUGUCAGUUUGCAUUGGUAAGGAAGGAAUCUAAAAAUAAUUUAACACUGUGCCUGGUGUGAAAGUGAGAGUGCGCUGUGAAGCGGGGAUGGGGAAUAACUUGCUCUGUGUAUGUUUUUAAACUUUAAAAGGAAAGAACUAAAUUAGACUUUGACGCAUUGGACUUUGGUCAUGCCCUACCUUAGAGGGUUGGCCAGAUAACAAUCUGGCCCUCCAAAAAAAACAAGGUUCACCAAUCCUGUUACAGAAAUUGGUUUUAUACACUCUUUUGUAUUAUACAGAGAGCCAAUGUAGUGUAGUGGUUAAGGUGCUGGACUACGAACGAAUCCCCACACAGCCAUGAAGCGCACUGGGUGACCUUGGGCCAGUCACUGCCUCUCAACCUCAUGAAAACCCUAUUCAGAGGGUCGCCAUAAGUCGGAAUCGAAUUGAAGGCAGUACAUUUUUAUUAUUAUUAUUAUUAUUAUUAUUAUUAUUAUUAUUAUAUGAACAUGUAAAGCCUUGUUUGCCUAGUUAUUUGGGGAUUAUGAGGUUAACUUGCUAUCCCUGCCCUAAGGCUCAAAUGAGAAGGUGGUGGGCUUCAUUGAGGAUUCCUACGCCUAUAAUUUGCAGGGGUGGGUAUCCAGAGGCCAAACAGACAGAGCCUUGAAUUAAACACCUUCAGUUGAACUGGAGACCUGACAGCUUUUGUAUGUCUAGGAGAGAGGCGGCAAGAAGGACCUGCACCAGAGAAGGUAAGUUUGCAGCUCUAGGGAAUGUAAUUAGAGACCAGGAAAGAGGACUGUGUUAAACCCUUUGCUCAUUUGUUCCUUUGCUCCAUUGGGGCAUAUGCUGGUGUAAUGGAACUUUUCCAUGUAAUAUCUCUGUGGGAGGUUCGCCUGAAAAGUGACACAUCCCUUAAAUGAAUAAGUAAGCCCACCUCCUUUAUCCCAGAUUGAUUUAUCUGCUGCAUGGUUCUCCUCCCCCUGUCCAUCUUAUUCUCACAUCAAUCCUGUGAGGUAGAUUAUAUUGAGAGACAGUGACGAACCCGAAGUCACCCAGUGAGCUUUGUGGAUAAACAGGGAUCUGAGCGCAGGCCUCCCUUGUCCUAGUCCUCCACCUCAUUGGCUCCCUACAGAUGUAUGGGAUCUGAUUGUAGCUUCUCACUGGUGCUGGAAAGGUCUUCUGAAUAAUAUUCUUUUUAUAUUGUUUUUCAAAUGUUCUAAGAUUAAGCACUAGGGAGAGGGGCCACAAUUCAGUGGUAGAGCACGUGCUGUACAUGUUAAAGAUUCUAGGUUCAAUCCCUGGCAUCUCCAGGAAAGACUCUGGAACCCUGGCACUUCUAAAACCAGAGCUUGGAAAAGUUACUUUUUUAAACUACAACUCCCAUCAGCCCCAGCCAGCAUGGCCACUGGAUUGGGCUGAUGGGAGUUGUAGUUCAAAAAAGUAACUUUUCCAAGCUCUGUCUAAAACCCAGGUGAACCACUACUAGUGUGUGUAGAUAAUACUGAGCAAGGGGAACCAAUGGCCUAUCUAUCUAUCUAUCUAUCUAUCUAUCUAUCUAUCUAUCUAUCUAUCUAUCUAUCUAUCUAUCUAUCUAUCUAUCUAUCUAUCUAUCUAUCUAUCGGUUCUUCCACUUAUCCACCCACACAUUUUCUAUUAGACUUAUUGGACAUCAUCUUAGAGAAGAAUUACUUUAGAAUUAACACUCAAUUUUACUUUCAAGUAAAAGGUGUUGCAGGCUAGUGGCCCCUAGCAUAGCAAAUUUAUAUAUGGCAAUUAGAGAAGACCACGAUUUUGAAUCCUAGUCAUAAUCUUUUUCAAACAUUUCAAAUAUUAUGGAUGCUAAAUUGAUAACAUUGUUAUUUUUUCUGGGGUCUCUGAUUUUUUUCCAGAUAGACCAACACAUUUGAUGAUAAUAUUAAAUUUAGCUGUCAUGGAUUUAAUUCAAAUAGCAUUUUUGGAUGUCUUGGUUCAUAUACGAAACAACAUCCUUUGUGUAAAAGGCUACUCCAAACCCACAGAUAGAUAUUUCCUAUUACAUUAUUCUAGUUGUCAUCCUAAACAUUUAAAAAAUCAUUUUCCAUAUGGACAAUUUUUACACUUAAAAAGGAAUCGUACCAGAGAAUAAUCGUAUAAAUCAUAACUUUCUUUAGAAUUAUAGGAUAGGGGCUUUCCUAAACAAGUAGUUCAAGAAUCUAGAUUUAGAGCAGAUAAUAUCUUCAGACAGAUUGUUUUCAGGACAUCCUAACGUGAAAACUAAUAGAUUGUUUUGGUCAGUGGAAUUCAGUCAUCUGGCUUAUAAUAAACACAUUAUUAACAACCAUUGGCACAUUGUGCAAGACCCACCUGCAAGCCAAAGUGCCCCAAUAGUAGGUUAUUGCAGGACCCAGAAUUUAGCUGAUAAACUGGUUCAUUCAGAUAUCCUUGAUAUUACACCUAGGUUUGACUGGACAUUAUAAACUUGGUCAUUGUUCUUGUUGCACUCAGUGUUUCGUUUCCAAAGAAAUUGUCCAUCCAGAGAGCAAUUGGAAAAUUGUGUUCAGGUCUUUUACCAACUGUAAUUCUAUUCAUGUUGUUUAUGUAAUUAAAUGCCCCUGUAAUAAAUUGUAUGUGAGUCAAACUACCUGACUUCUUAAAGUAAGAAUGAAUGAGUAUAAAUCUAAGAUACGAAAGGGCAAUUUGGAAGCCCCAUUAACAGAGCAUUUUUUGGAAAACAGACAUGGGCCUUCUGACUUGUUAUUUUUUGCAAUUGAAAAGAUCUAUACUCGUUCAUAUAAAAGAAUGUCUUUGGACUUGCUUGGUGCACAAUGAGAGGUGUUUUGGAUCCACACUUUAAACCACUCUCCAGCUGGUUUAAAUGACAAAAUUGAUUUAUCUAUGCUUUUGUAUUCUUUGUUUGUACAGGAGUUUGCUCCUGAAUGUUUCUUUGACAAGCCACCUAUUUCCGCUGUGCAUGCCCCUUUAAGACUUCACUUUGAUGCUUGUUAUCAAGCACCUUUCAAACCUUUUCCCUGACUGAGCAAGUGAUUAUUUGACUGGUAGAUUAUAGUUGUGUCUUCUUGAUUUUGAUUUAAAUCC